AUGGACGCGCCGUCGCGCGCCAAGCCCCCGCCGCUCUCGCGCCUGCUGCUCACCACGGUCGCCAUGGCCGGCAUCCAGGUGUGCUACGCGGCGCAGAUCAACUUCGGCACCUCGCACCUCAAGUCGCUGGGCAUGCCGCUCCCCCUUGUGUCACUGGCCUGGCUGGCGGGCCCUCUCUCGGGCCUCCUGAUGCAGCCGCUGGUCGGCUUCGCCUCCGACCGGUGCACGUCGCGCCUCGGCCGCCGCCGCCCCUUCCUGCUCCUCGGCACCAUCUUCACCGUCCUCGCGCUCCUCCUCUUCGCCUUUUCGCGCCGCCUCGCCCACGCCUUCCUCGCCCCGCCCCGCGCGGCUCACGCCUCCCUCUCGCUCGCCGUCCUAGCCUUCUUCCUCCUCGACUUCUCCGUCCAGGCCAUCCAGGCCCCGCUGCGCGCGCUGGUCACGGAUGUCGCCCCGCGCGGCAUGCUGGCAAGGGGCAACGCCGCCAUCGGCUUCUUCACCGGCGCCGGAAACCUCCUCGGCGGGCUCCUCGCGGGCGCCAGCCUCUCAAAGGCCCUCCCCGUCUUCCCGGCUUGCGACCCCGCCAAGCCGUUGGAGCUUGAGUCGUGCAACGACGUCGUCGCCGUUUUCACUACGUCAGCCGUUGUCCUGGUGAUCACCGUUGCCGUUUGCGUCGUCGCCACGAAGGAGGUCCCGCUGCGCAAGGGCGCACGCGGCCCAGCGACUGCGCCCGGAAGCGAGCCUGGCUCGGUGCGCGCUGCGCGGAGGGAUGGUUUGUGGAAGGCCGUCGUUAAUGUGCCGCGUCCGUUCUGGCAGGUGUUUGCUGUUCAGCUUUGCACGUGGUGUGGGUACUUUACCCUGUUUGUGUAUGUUAACACGUGGGUUGGAACGAAUGUCUUUCGGGGGGAGGUCGAGGGCGAUCCGACCACUGUCGAGAUUGAUCUGUUUCAUCGGGGUGUCAGGUUUGGGGGGAUGGCAAAUGCGGUACAGGCUGUCGUCACGCUGAGCUACUCGGCGCUGCUGCCAAAGCUGCUGGAAGCGUUCGGCGUCGCCCCGGUCUACGUCUUCUCCCAGGCGGUUGAGGCUGCGUGCCUGUUGUCGGCGCCUUUCAUCCGCGGCUCGCCGCACCAGCGCGCCCCGUCGCGCGCACUCAAGGCCUUCGCCAUGCUAGACAUUGCCUCGUUCGGCAUCGUGUGGGCGACGACGAUGGGUGUGCCGUGGACCCUCAUUGGCACGGCUCUAGAGUCGGACCCCGCAUACGGAAAGCAGCUCGGGCUGUACACCACCCUGUUCAACGCGUCGCAGAGCUUUCCGCAGCUCGUCGUCGCGCUCGUCGCUCCGCUUGUGCUGCACUACGGCGCCAACGACGUGUCCAUGGUCAUGUUUUUGGGCGGGCUAAUCGCGGUGGUCGGCGCAUUUUUGGUCGUUACGUUGCACGUCGGUGCAGGCGGGCGUAAGGGGUUGCCGAGGAUACCUAGCGCAGGGAGCCAGCAUACCGGCGUUUGA
Molecule: messenger RNA, 1503 nt
Organism: Chondrus crispus (carragheen)
Lineage: Eukaryota; Rhodophyta; Florideophyceae; Gigartinales; Gigartinaceae
Exons: 1
Coding region: 1-1503 (500 amino acids)
Biological process (GO): transmembrane transport
Cellular component (GO): membrane
Molecular function (GO): sucrose:proton symporter activity
Source: RefSeq, a predicted model, not a curated record